Molecule: messenger RNA, 2619 nt
Organism: Dictyostelium discoideum AX4
Lineage: Eukaryota; Evosea; Eumycetozoa; Dictyosteliales; Dictyosteliaceae
Gene: stkA
Product: GATA-binding transcription factor
Exons: 2
Coding region: 1-2619 (872 amino acids)
Biological process (GO): regulation of DNA-templated transcription
Cellular component (GO): nucleus
Molecular function (GO): sequence-specific DNA binding; zinc ion binding
Source: RefSeq, a predicted model, not a curated record
AUGAUGGGGGAAUUUCAUACACAAUUUCAACAAAUAAAACAAAAUAAUAUAAAUAAUAAUAAUAAUAAUAAUAAUAAUAAUAGUAAUAAUAAUAAUAAUUUUGAUCCAAUAACAUCACUAACAAAUAAUAAUAAUAAUAAAAUUAUUUCACCAUUAAAUUCAAAUCGUCAACAACCAAAUUCAAAUACAAAUAAUAAUAGUAAUAAUAAAAAUAAUAAUAAAUCAAAUCUUUUAGAUAUUAUAUUAGACAAUAAUAAUUUAGAAAAUAAUAUUGAUAAUAAUAAUAAUAAUAAUAAUAAUAAUAAUAAUAAUAAUAAUAAUAAUAAUAAUAAUAAUAGUAAAUCAAUAAUUAAUUUAAUAGAUAAUAAUAAUAAUAAUAAUAAAAAUAAUAAUAAUAAUAAUAAUAAUAAUAAUAUUUUAAAAAUACCCAUUGAUUAUACUCCUGUCGAUAAAAAUACAGAGUCCAUUUUUAAAGGUUUUUCGCCAUUUAGUUUUAAACAACAACAACCAAUAGACACAUCAGAUCAACAACAAAAAGAAACUAAAAAACUUCAAUUAAAUAUAAAUAGUAAUAACAAAAAUAAUAAUAAUAUUAUUAAUAAUAGUAAUAAUAAUAAUAACAUUAAUAAUAUCGAAAGUAAUAACAAUAAUUUAAAUUCAGCAUCUACAUCACCAAUACCAACACCAACAUCAUUAACAGCAGUUAGUGUUCCAUCAAGUUCUCCAUUACCAUCGCCUACUUCACCAAAUACUAUUUUACAAUCGCCAACAACUACAACAACUACAACUACAACAACCUCAAAUUCAUCCGUUUCUCCUCAACCAACUCAAAUAAAUAAAACUGAUAAAUAUUUACUUCCAAUGAGUGCACCAAGAAGUUGUGAAUUUUGUGGCUCAUCACAAACCCCAACAUGGAGAAGAGGUCCAUCUGGCAAAGGUUCAUUAUGUAAUGCCUGUGGUAUUAAAUGGAGAUUAAAAGGUAAAGACGGUAUUUUCAAGCCAUCACAAAAACAACAAAAUCGUCAAAAACCAAUUAUGUCUGCUCAAAAACAACCAAAACAACAACAAAACCAACCACAACAACAACAACCACAACAACCACAACAACCUCAACAACCUCAACAACAAAAUCAACAACAAAAUCAACAACAAUCUAUUCAAUCACAACCACAACAGAGACAAAAUAACCAUUUAAUUUUAAAUCAACAAACAAUUAACCAACAUCUUCAAAUGUUAAGUAAACAACAUCAACAACAAGCUUCCCAAUCAAUGUUCCAACAACAACAACUUCAUAAUAACCAACAUAGUAAUGAUAGUAAUUAUAAUUCUUAUAACAAUAACAAUAAUAAUAACAAUAACAAUUACUCACAACAUGAACAAUUACCACCAAUUUCUUCUUAUAAUUCAAUGAAUAAUAAUAAUAAUAGUAAUAAUAGUAAUAAUAACAAUAACAAUAAUAAUUAUUCACAAAUUCCACAAUAUGGUAGUGAUGAUAAUGUAUCAGUUCCAAAUCAAUCACCAGAUUCUUAUAAGCCAUCUAAAAAAAGAAAGCCAGAAUUUAUCCAUACCGACACCUCUGGCAAUCCAAUUGAAUUUGAAAAAGGAUACUAUUGUAAAUAUUGUAAAAAAACUUGGCCUCAAUCAUCAUUUAGAAAUAGUCAACAAUUUGGUGCUCAUUGUAGUAAUUGCUCCAGAAAACCAAAAGGUGAACUUGAAGAAUUAAUCUCAAUUAAAAAGAAACUCUCUAAAAAGAAAUCAAAAGAAGGAAACUAUUAUCAAGAAGAAGAUGGGGCUGUACCAUAUUGGGAUAUGAAUAGAUAUAAUAAUAAUAAUAAUAAUAAUAAUGGCAUUAAUAAUAAUAAUAAUAAUAAUAAUAAUAAUAAUAAUAAUAAUAGUAAUAAUAAUGGUUCUUAUAACAAUAAUAAUAGUAAUAAUAACAAUAACAAUAAUAGAAUUGAACCUAUUGUAAAUAACAACAUUAAUAAUUUUAAUAGCAUUAAUAAUAAUAAUAGUAAUAAUAAUAAUAAUAAUAAUUCGACCUCUCAAAAUGCUCCAUUACUUCAAAGAUUAAUUCAUGUUGUUGAAAAUCAAUUAUUAGAACCAAAUGAAUUAAGUUCAAUAAGAGAAGAUAUUGAUAUAAUGAAAAAUGAUUUAAUUUUAAGAAAGAAAAAGAGAAUUGCACAAUUAAAUGAUUUAAAACAAAAAGCAAAUAAUGAUGUUCAAAUUUUGAAAGCAAAUAUUGAAAAAGGAUCCAAUCAACGUUCUAAUGAGUCCAAGUCUUUCAUCACCGACUUAAAACAAGAAAUCGAUAAGAGACUCAAUCAAUACACCCAUAUAUAUAUCCCACCUGACCAUCACUUGGUACCAUCUUCAACAAACUAUCUAAGUAUUGAUAGUUUACAAAAUUCUUCCUCUUCAAAUAAUUAUGGAACCAUCCAUAAUAGCAACAACAAUAACAAUAACAAUAAUAACAAUAACAAAAGAUCACUUGUUAAUUUAUCCCCUGAACUUAUUCAUUCUCCAUUAAAGAAACCAAUGGUUGGUGGUUAUCGUGAUGAACAAGGAAUGAAACAUUUUUCAAUUGAUGGUGAUAAUUUAUCUUUACCAUCAAUUUCAUAA